Messenger RNA from Daldinia loculata, 1831 nucleotides. RefSeq lists its product as uncharacterized. Gene Ontology annotation, biological process: peroxisome fission. The record is from RefSeq and is a predicted model, not a curated record. Gene Ontology annotation, cellular component: peroxisomal membrane. The coding region runs from base 464 to 1447 and encodes 327 amino acids. The transcript has a single exon. NCBI's taxonomy places the organism in Eukaryota, Fungi, Ascomycota, Sordariomycetes, Xylariales, Hypoxylaceae.
UGGAAUUCUGCCAAUCUGGCUAAACCUCGAUUGGCUAGGGGCAUUGGUUAGCAAUUGGCUAACCUAGGCGCAUGUUAGCUUUAGAACUUCCCUGAACCGGAGUGCCGAGGUAAGGAGAGAAGGUGCGAACUACGCUUUUAAAUAAUAACCACCGGCGCCGGCGUCUCGUAACCCACUACAGCACUGCAGCACCUACUGUCGUACUACAGAGAUAUAGUCGCUCUGUCCUUUGUUCGUUAUUGCGUUUCUUGCUUUAGGUACCUAACCUACCAUUCAUUUCGUUGUCGUCUUUUAAAGGUACCUCACUAGUCAUUGUUAUUGAACCUCAACGUCAGGUCCUACGUUAAACGUACACAUUAUAUAUAACGUAUUAGGUUAGGUAGUUAUCGUCAAUUUACUUGCGGUAACACUUUUAUCGAUACAUGGUCCAACCAGCCAAGAAGUUCGCCUAAACACAGCAACCAUGAGCACCACCGAAAUCACCACAUCCGCGACCGCGGACCUGCCCUCGGGCGAUCCCGUACCAUCCGCCAUUCCUCUACCCGUAGCAAAGCCCAAGCCCUUCCCAAUUAAAGAAGUCAUCACAGCGGCGCCCUCGAACAUCGAUGCUUUUCUGGCCCAUCUCCAGCGGUGCUUGCAGACGCCCUCGGGCAUUGACACCACGCUGCUGUUCCUAUGCUACUCCUCGCGCUUCUCCGCCUCCAUCCUCGAACACCUGAGCCGCCCCGCCAUCCAGCGCAGCGCCCAGCAACUCCUCGCCCUCGCAGCUAGCCUGCCCCCCUCCGCCACCCUAGUAUUCACCGCCAAAGCGUUACCUGGCCGCGGGGCAGCCCUCGCUCUGAUUUUCGCCAAGCGGUUGCGCGCUCUCAGCGCCAUGGUGACCGACGCUCGGACCUUCCUUCGGCUGUGGGGGUUGCUGAAUAUGUAUUUCUGGCUCCGUCGCCUCGUGGCUAAGAAGACGCAGGGAGACGUGGAGAAGGAGGCCGAGAAAAAGACGGAUAAGCUCGAGACGGCUAUCUCCUGGUUCCAGCUGUCUACGUGCAUUAUCUUCCAAGCUCUCGAGAACGGCGCAUACCUCUCCUCUAAAGGCGUCCUGGGCUGGACCCCCGCUACUCAACGCCGUGCUUCGCUCUGGAGCGCGCGGUUCUGGGCUGCGUUCGUGGGCGCCGAGGUCGGGCGUCUGCUGUAUGAGAACCGUAAGCGCGGGCAGCGGACUCGCGCCGAGAAGUUCGCUGACGGGAAGACGGCGUCAGAUGUCCAGGCCGAGGAGACCGAGUGGGCUGCUACCUGGCGCAAGACCCUCCUUCGCAACCUCGCUUGGGCCCCGCUUACACUCCACUGGAGCUCCGAGACAGGACUUCUGAGCGAGACGGCGGUGGGGGCCCUGGCUUGUGUGCCGGGGGUUAUACAGAUGAGAGAUUUGUGGAGGAGGACUGCUGCUGAGUAGACACAUUUUUACUCGCAUGGGAAGAUGCUAGUCGUUUUAUAUAGGGCGUGAUCUGUCCAGAUUCGUUUGGGUGGCAGUGUAGGUUACGGAAGGGCAAUAUUGCCGUUGCUACUUUCUCUUUAUUUUUGUUGCGUGGGGAGAUAGCUUAUGGGGGUAUGACGACGGAGACGUUGCGAUGAAAAAAAAAGCAAGGGCAAUGAAUGACUUGAGCGUGUAUUGGGAUUUAAUGGGCUUUUCGUCUGCUCUCAAUGUCGAUUGAUCUAUGAAGAUGUUAUAGCGUGCGUAGAUCCGAAUACAUAUAAUACAAGAAAAUAGAAUCUAAACCUGCAUUUUACUCCAGUUGUUCUGGCUAAGAUCUCGGGAUAUUAAUAACCUUUAUCGAAU